AUGCCUCCCAAGCAAGAGACUUUCGAAUUCGUCAAUGGUGCUGUCAAACCAGUACUCAACGGCAAGAAUUUCUUUGGUUGGCAUCAAGCCGUCCUUGACGCUGCCUAUGCAGGAGGUUAUGUCGAUAUCCUCCUUAGCAAGUCCAAGAAACCCGUCGAUCCAUCCAUCAGGCGCACCGAGAUCACCAUCAAGAAAGAGCCGGCAGUCGAGCCCGCUCAAGUCCCUCUGCCAAGUGAGGCAGAAGAUAAGGGACAGGAAGGUGACGGUGGCAAAAGUGGUGAGGAUAAGAAAGCAGAGGACAAGAAGGCAGAUGAUGAAGAGGACGUGAUAGAGGUAGAUGAGAAGGGCAAAGUAAUUAGUAUGGAUCAGAGGAGGAGGGAAUUCUUGCUUUGGGAAAAGCGUAAUCAAGAAGCUCUCUCGCUCCUUCUACGAUCAGUCGAUGAAGCAUUCCAUUGGCAAAUCAACGGCAUGGAACUUGCUUCCGAAGCGUGGUCACUCAUUUGUGACGCACACCAGUUUAAACAAGCAUCAGUCAUUACCGACCUACGAACUGAAUUAUCCAAGUUCUAUCUGUCAGAUGGUGGUGACAUGCAAGAACAUCUACGUCGUUUUGGAACUCUAGUAGAACGUGGGAUCAAGUCAGGUCUCCCAGAGUUUGCAACCGACACAGCCCGCUGUGACAUACUUAUAUCCGUCGUGAUUUUCACAAUCUUCCAUCCAACAAACAAACCUUCCGCGCUCUACAUGCUAUGUACCUAG
Messenger RNA from Tremella mesenterica DSM 1558, 759 nucleotides. RefSeq lists its product as uncharacterized. The transcript is spliced from 2 exons. The coding region runs from base 1 to 759 and encodes 252 amino acids. The record is from RefSeq and is a predicted model, not a curated record. NCBI's taxonomy places the organism in Eukaryota, Fungi, Basidiomycota, Tremellomycetes, Tremellales, Tremellaceae.